GAAAUGGGGAAGUUAAAUGAGAAGCCAUUCCAGGAUGCUUGUGCUGACAAGCUUUCUCCUAAACAUUCUGGCCCAAAAGCUUCUGAACUGUACACCCUAUGGCAGGAAGUACUCAAUAGCCCAAACUGGAAUCCCUUCAAGUCUGUCAUAGUUGAUGGCAGCUGCCAGGAGGAGGUCAUAGAUGUUGAUGAUGAUAAGCUGAAAGGACUGAAGAUGGCAUGGGGAGAAGGCCCCUACAAUUCUGUCAUCAGUGCAUUGGUGGAGAGGAAAGAAUACAACACUGAUGGAACAGGUGGUGUCUUCGAUGUUUGGAACUACAAGGAAGGGAGGAAGGCCACUCUUGGGGAGUGUGUUGACUGUAUCUUUGACCAUGUGAAGAAACUCAAGCGGUACCAAGUGACAUACAGUUGUGGUCUUGCGAGAGUUACAUGCGUUGCUGUCGCAGAUUUUGGCUUAAGUAAUAGCUUGUUUCUAAUAAUUGAAGACGGUGCUGGCUAUAUGGCUGACAUUGCUGAUGCACUGGCUUUUAAGCUUCAGUCAAAGAUAUGCUACCAUAGGGAUGCCAAUAUUGACUACCUAGAAAUCAAACGUAUGGUUGAUAAACUCACAGAAGAGAACAAGAAGUUCCGGGAUGAAAAAAUGGAAUAUCUGGAUAUGAUUAAUAUGGUCACAGAAGAAAAGGAGAAUUUGCAGCAUGAUUAUGAUGGUUCGUGA
Molecule: messenger RNA, 714 nt
Organism: Lolium rigidum
Lineage: Eukaryota; Viridiplantae; Streptophyta; Magnoliopsida; Poales; Poaceae
Product: factor of DNA methylation 1-like
Exons: 4
Coding region: 4-714 (236 amino acids)
Biological process (GO): gene silencing by siRNA-directed DNA methylation
Source: RefSeq, a predicted model, not a curated record